UAUUUACUGACUUGACACCAAUCGGUGAUGCCGACCAGAGGCGUGUAGUUUAAGACGCGGAGCAGUCGCUCACUUACACCAGAUGCCAGCAACAUUAGAUGUCCUGUCACACAAAAUCAACUAACCCUCGAUCUUUCUUCCUGGAUUGCCGCAAAAACAUAAUUUUCUAUUUUUUUUUUUUAAUGAAGAAUGGGCUGCGCAAUAUCAGGUCUGGCAGCAAAAGCUGAGUUUGGAGACAGGACUACAGAGGAGGCUGCUGGUGCUGCGUAUCCCAGCGAGGAUCAGAUUCAGAUGAUCAAGGAGUCAUGGAAAGUUAUCCAGGACGAUAUAGCCAAAGUUGGGAUUAUUAUGUUUGUCAGGUUGUUUGAGACCCAUCCGGAAUGCAAGGAUGUCUUCUUCCUGUUCCGAGACGUGGAGGACCUGGAGAGGUUGCGGACCAGCCGGGAGCUCAGGGCACACGGUCUACGGGUGAUGUCUUUUAUCGAGAAAAGCGUGGCUAGACUGGACCAGCUGGAGAGACUGGAAGCUCUGGCUCUGGAGCUGGGAAAAAGCCAUUAUCAUUACAACGCCCCACCUAAGUACUACAGUUACGUCGGAGCAGAAUUCAUCUGUGCCGUGCAGCCCAUCCUGAAGGAGAGGUGGACGGCUGAGCUGGAGGAGGCGUGGAAGACCAUGUUCCAGUUUGUGACCAGCCUGAUGAAGAAGGGAUAUGAGGAAGAGAGCAACCGACAGCGCCACCUAGCACUCUCCCCGAAGGAAAGACCAGACAAGAAGAACACAGCGCUAUGAGAUGCGUCUUUUCUCAACUUAAACUCACUGUUUUUAUCAGUACAGCACAGAAAUGUGUUCAUGUAUAUAGUGUAUUUACGGUCUCCUUUUCUACAUCGCUCAUGUUUACUGCAGUCAUUGUUUGCCAUUUUAUCACAAAUAAAAACUUGCAGUGACUUUCAACAACAUACUUUAUUUCUGAACUUUAAUUCUGCUGCAGUCCUCUUUCAUGAGAUCAGGACGCGGGAGCACGAAGAGACAGCACAAAUGGCGGUCAAAAUAUACCGGCUGUAGUUAAACCUGCUUUGUGUGACAUUAUUAGAAUUACAACCAAUAACGUCUAUGUAUUCAUAACUCAAACAUGCCUUUCAGUAAAAUCUACAACUUUUAA
This is a messenger RNA of Perca fluviatilis (European perch), 1159 nucleotides long. It is a transcript of the gene xgb, whose product is annotated as x globin. Bases 190 to 789 code for a protein of 199 amino acids. Gene Ontology annotation, molecular function: heme binding; oxygen binding. The record is from RefSeq and is a predicted model, not a curated record. NCBI's taxonomy places the organism in Eukaryota, Metazoa, Chordata, Actinopteri, Perciformes, Percidae. The transcript is spliced from 5 exons.